AUGGGAAACAAACUUAGGAAUGCUCUCUUUGAAAUAUAUGUUAGUGAAAAACAUUAUGUUAAGGAUAUUAAAAUGUGGUAUAAUGAGUUUAAAAACUUGAUUUUAGAGGCAAAUUUUAUCAAUACUAGUAAAAGAACCUGGUUAAACGAAUAUAUUUUUGGUAAUUUGGGUGAAAUAGUCGAUUUGCAUGUAGAAAUAUUUGAUGAUAUGAAAAAGUUAUAUAUAAAGAUGAAUUUAAUAGAUCAGAAUACAAAUGAUUUAAAUUAUAAAGUUAAUGUUGAUCUUGAUAUAUUAUGUAUAGGUCAAUUAAAAAUUUUUAUCAAGAAAUUUAAAAGAUUUGAUGAGUAUAUUGACUAUUUUAAAAAUUUACCUCACGCUUUGGAUGAAUAUGAAAGGAUGUAUUACACAGUGGGAAUGUUUAAAAAACUAGUUGAUAAAUUUUUAAGGAAGAGAGGAGUGUUUAAUUUAGGAUCAAAAAACUUUAUUUUAAGACCUAUAAAUAAGUUAUUAAGAUAUCCAUUAUUGUUAGAAUCUGUUUUAGAUAAAUUAAAAAAUAAAGAUUUAAGUAUUAUAUGUAAAAAUUUGAUAAAACACUUUGAUGUUUUGAUAGAAAAAUCUAAUUAUAAAUAUAAAGAAUGUUUAGAUACUUUAACAAAGUUUAAUAUUUUAUUGAUGUACAGAUUUAAGAAUUUAUCAGAUUUGUAUCCAAUAGGGUUAUUGUAUAAAAAUUAUACAUCAAUAGAAUAUAAAUUGACUAUAAGAGGAAGAUUGCCAAGAGAUAAGCUUAUUAGAAAAAAGUACGUUAUAAUUUUAACAAAUUGUAUAUUAAUUUGUAAAGAGAAUGAAAAUAAGUUUGUUAAGAGAAUUAUUGAAACUAAACCACUCUUUUUUUCUCAGGUAUUUUUAGAAGAGAAAAAUUCCGAUAAUGAAUUUCAAAUUUUGAUCAAUGAUAUAAAUAAUAAAAAAAGACUCGUAACAUUUUAUUUCAAUAACUAUGAAGAAAGACAACCAGUAAGUAACUUGUUAAAGAAAUUAAUUUAUAAAACAAAAACAAGGUUGUCUAAUCAAUUUAAAUUGAUAAAACUAAAUUACAUGCCUAAAGAUGAAAUUAUUUCUUCCUUUAAAAUUGAUAGUUAUUUCUUACCUAAACGUGAUUUUGUUAUUAAAAAAGAACAAGAAACCUUUUCUGAUAUAAGUUUUUCAAACAUUGAUGAAAAACUAUAUUUUAAUAAGAUAAAUCAAAAACGUAUAUAA
Molecule: messenger RNA, 1254 nt
Organism: Hepatospora eriocheir
Lineage: Eukaryota; Fungi; Microsporidia; Hepatosporidae
Source: the annotation of a GenBank genome assembly